AUGGAUGCCAUGACCAUUGGCCAAUAUUCGCAUGCCGAAUUGCCCAGGCUAAGCACCUCAAGAGUUUUAUGUAGACGAGACUCGCUCUCAUCGUCAAAGACUCGGGAUUCUGGAUACAAUAGCGAUCUCGAAGCUCUUUCGCCGCUCGAUCUACCUGGGUUUGGACAGGACCGGUUCUGUGAAACUAAUCCGCCAAUACCUCACGUCGUUAUCAAUUACUUGUCGUCGACGAUAAAGAGGUCCAUCAAUGUUGAGGGUUCGAAGCAAAUGCAUAGUGCGUCCAUAACAAGCAAUCCUGCUUCAUUGUGCACCACAAUAUGCCAGAGGCGACCUGCUUUCCUUUCCAAUCUCUUCGAGAGCGAAUCCAUGCAGGCAUGUUUGCCUCAACCUGAGUCUGAUGGCAACGUCACGGUCCACGACCAAGGUAUCGAGAAGUGGGUCAGAGAGAAUCUGCCUUCACGGGACCGACCCAAAGAGCGGGUAUCCUCAAUCGCAUCGCUUUCAUCGACGAGCAGCUGUGAGAUUUAUACGAGCACAGAUAUUAGUGAUGAUGAGCAGGAGCAUAGUUCCAUUCCUAUGCAGCUCUUCAGACCUCGGGCUACCGCGAAGAUCAUCCACUUGAUCCUCCGUAAGGUGGAGGCCAAAUUGUGUCAAGCUGCUUACAGGCAUUGCACGAAUAGAACCACAUCAGUCCAACGAGUUGCACCUGGCUUGGUUUCUCAGCAGAGUAGCCACAAAGCAUCACAGAGCUCCGAGCAUAAGCGCAAGUAUCAUCCUGAAGGUAGCCUGCCACCUGAUGAUGAUGAUGAUGAUGAUCAACCACACAAACGCCGCGGUAUUUCUGCUAGGAUUAUGAGCAAUUGUUCGGAAAUGGGUGUCAAAUUUGCGUGCCCCUUCUACAAGCACGCUCCCGAUCAGUAUCGUAACAGGCGAACGUGCCCUGGACCUGGAUGGCCAACCGUUCAUAGGAUGAAGGAACAUUUGUACAGAUCACAUGCUCAGCCUAUUUUCUGCCCGAUAUGCUACUCGACUUUCAAGUCGGACAAGGAACAGUUAAACCAUGUGCGCUUACAACAAUGCCAAAGAUCAGCGCCGCAACAGAUGGAUGGUAUCGACAGAGAGACUGUGUGGACUCUGCGGAAGCGCACGACUGCUUUUCGAUUAGAAGAGGACAAGUGGCGGGAUGUGUAUCAUGUACUGUUUCCGGAUGUGGUCGAUGGUGACAUACCAUCACCUUUCUACGACUGUGACUCUCCCAGCGAGUCAUCACGGCGAUUUCGUCGAAAUUUGCUUCGAAGAGUGCAAGCUGAGCUUUUUGCUGAAGCUGAGCAAAUGCCAGGUCCAGUGGAGCAGCGGCUCCUGCAGCGGGUAGCACAGAUCAUUCGCAAUUGUGAAGAAGAUCUUCUAAGAGUUGAUACUUUUGCUGCCGACGUGCAAAUUCCUGAACGACGUGGAAGCAUUGGCUCCACUUUAAGUAUGUUAUCGACAACGUCAUCCUCGGGGCAUGCGACUCCAGCACAUACGCAACCAGUCCAUUGUCCACCACCAUUGUUUACUCACCAACUGCCGACACUGGGAUAUAGGCCAAAUCCGGAUAACUUUACUGUUAAUCAGCCUACCGAUGUAUCGUGUAGCCCAGCGGAACAGUGUACUCAGCCACCCGUUGUAUUCACGCCUGUAACAUGGGAUGACUCGACAUAUGAUACCUUUGGUCUAGGAAUUGAUUGGGAUGACAUCUUUACUCCAGGAUUGGAAGCACUUCACACUGGCACUAUGGAGCCCUUUGCUGGGAUUCCAACGCCAGUGUAUACUUAG
This is a messenger RNA of Plenodomus lingam JN3, 1815 nucleotides long. RefSeq lists its product as uncharacterized. The record is from RefSeq and is a predicted model, not a curated record. NCBI's taxonomy places the organism in Eukaryota, Fungi, Ascomycota, Dothideomycetes, Pleosporales, Leptosphaeriaceae.